AGCUCGAGGAAAUCAGGAUGAACCAGAGCUUCCGUACGGUGUUCUUGUUUCAGGACAAAUCGUGUUCUGGCUUCAUCGAUAUGUUCAGUGAGCGACAGCCCCGGAUGCUGCAGUUCCUAAAAGACCUGGAGGAGAACGCUGUUCAGCUAGACAGGAUGAACAUGGGGGCAAAGAUCUCCAGUGUGGCCGGCAGCUCCGUGGGGGCAGUUGGAGGUGUGCUUUCCAUCAUUGGUUUGGCAUUAAUUCCUGUAACAGCUGGUGCAUCUUUAGUGCUGAUAAUGACUGGGGCAGGGCUGGGAGUUACCAGCGGAGUUAACAGUCUUGUCACCACUGCCACAGAGAUUGGAGUAAACGUUACACAGCAGAAGAAAGCCAGUGAAAGCUUCCAGAGCUUCAUGGAGGAUAUGCAGGGUCUGCAGGAUUGUCUGAAGGUCAAGUUUAAAGAGGAAACAAGCCUGAAAGACGUGGCUGUGGGAAUAGGCAAGAUCAUUCGGAAAGCUUAUGCUAUAAAAAACAACAUUAAUUCUAUUGUUGUUGAUGCCUCUGCUUUUAAGGAGUUAAAAAAUGUCAAAGUCACAGUGCAGGAAGCAAAUGCAGUAAGUAACGUGCCCAGGGUGGCAGCAGAUAUCCCAGAUAUCGGACAGGCAGCAGUCAAAGGGUCUCUUGCCCUCUCCAAGUCAGCCAGGGCCGGGUUCAUCGGGCUCAAUGCUCUUUUCCUCGGCAUGGACAUCUUCUUCAUCUGUAAGGACAGCAUCAGUCUGGCCAAAGGCAGCGAAACUGAACUCUCUCAGUUCAUUAGAGCCAGAACUGCACUUUGGCGCUCAGAGAUGGACUCAUGGCAGAAGAUCCAUGACUUCCUGUGUGAAGGUCGGCUGACAUCGGAGGAAAACAAAGCUAUCCUGGAGACCCCAUUCUAUCCAGAGAAGCAGAUGAAGAAAGAAAAGCAGAAAUAGAAAGGCUUUUGGUGAAGUGGAUGAAAAACUAAAAAUUAAAGAGAAACAAAUUGUGUAAUACAGUAGUGCUCCAUGAACAGAAACCAUUAGCCUACUUCAUUCAUAGUGCAUUCAAUGUGCUUUUCUGCCAACUGAUUCAUGUCAAUAAAACUUUAUUAAUAUUCAAUAACUGCAAGUCCUUGAUCAGCAUCAAACAUCAUUUAAGUCUACACUUAAUGCAUUAUAUGUAUCAUUCAGUAAUUCAUCAUAUUAAGAAUAAUUGUAAUUGAAUGAUAAAAUUACUACUUUGCCAUUUCCAAUUAGCAAUGUGUGAUUUACUAUAAUCAGUGACUGUUUUAUGAAUAAGAGCAGAGCACAAUUUUCUAAUUAUUUUGUAUUAAAAUAAUGGUUUUAAGGUGCUUUUUCUGUAUAUGUAUAUACAUUGUAUAUAACAUACUGUAUACAGCUCUUUAGUCAUUGUUCUUUUUUCAGAUAAGCUUUUGUCUCAUUUCUGUUGCUGCAUUUGUGAGCUAUGGUUUUGAAAAUGCUACGAUAAAUAAAAAAGAAAUAAAUGGUAUGU
This is a messenger RNA of Etheostoma cragini (Arkansas darter), 1512 nucleotides long. Its product is annotated as apolipoprotein L3-like. The transcript is spliced from 2 exons. Gene Ontology annotation, biological process: lipoprotein metabolic process; lipid transport. The coding region runs from base 18 to 953 and encodes 311 amino acids. Gene Ontology annotation, molecular function: lipid binding. The record is from RefSeq and is a predicted model, not a curated record. Gene Ontology annotation, cellular component: extracellular region; membrane. Lineage: Eukaryota; Metazoa; Chordata; Actinopteri; Perciformes; Percidae.